Recurvomyces mirabilis is the source of this 573-nucleotide messenger RNA. RefSeq lists its product as uncharacterized. Bases 1 to 573 code for a protein of 190 amino acids. The transcript has a single exon. The record is from RefSeq and is a predicted model, not a curated record. Lineage: Eukaryota; Fungi; Ascomycota; Dothideomycetes; Mycosphaerellales; Teratosphaeriaceae.
AUGGCAGAGACCAGCAUCGUUAUUCAGAGGAAGACCCUCAACACAUCGCCAGACGCGCGCCUAAACUCGUACGAUCACCAUUCUCGUGCACCAUGGCUUGAAGGCACUGGCUACCUCACACCUCUUUACCUCUAUCACCGCGAGCAAGCACUACUGCCAUUUCAUGUGGCACACUGGAUGACCUCAGGAGUGGAGCCACGCAUGCUGGCUCAGCCAUCGUGGAUCAUCGACGUGAGUCGAGAUCAGAUCGAAGGCCUGCUCACCUUGGCCGCCAAGAUCGAUUACAAUCGAGACAAACAUGGCGAAAUCUGGGCUGAGCUCAGCGAUAUUGUACAAAGCUUCCCAUACCUACCGUGGAGCACGACCGGUCAUUUCGUGCGGAUGUCCUCUUGCAGUUUCAAGGACUUGGACCACAGAUUUCUGAAAGCAACUUACGGCAUAAGAGGCGCAAUGCUCAAGCUAGUACACUCGAAGGCCACGGAACAUUCUCUGCUGAACCUGCUCGAUCGCGAGGACUUCGUAUUGGACAAUAAGCUCAAUGUCUUCCCUUUCAUUCCAAACUCGAUCCGCUGA